Molecule: messenger RNA, 1604 nt
Organism: Populus euphratica (Euphrates poplar)
Lineage: Eukaryota; Viridiplantae; Streptophyta; Magnoliopsida; Malpighiales; Salicaceae
Product: sugar transport protein 10-like
Exons: 4
Coding region: 8-1543 (511 amino acids)
Biological process (GO): monosaccharide transmembrane transport
Cellular component (GO): membrane
Molecular function (GO): monosaccharide transmembrane transporter activity
Source: RefSeq, a predicted model, not a curated record
CAUAGAGAUGGCAGGAGGAGGUUUCGUUGCGCAAAGUGGGGGGAGAAACUAUGAAGGUGGCGUCACAACGUUCGUUAUCAUCACCUGUUUGGUGGCUGCAAUGGGCGGUCUCAUUUUUGGUUAUGACAUUGGUAUCUCAGGUGGUGUGACUUCUAUGGACUCGUUUCUCAAGAAAUUCUUCCCAUCUGUGUACAAUAAAGAGAAGGAAGAACGUCGUGACAAUAUGUACUGCAAGUUUGAUAGCCAUUUGUUGCAAUUGUUCACGUCUUCCCUCUACCUUGCUGCUUUGGUAGCUUCCUUCUUUUCCUCUACGGUAACUAGAUUAUUCGGCCGUAAAAUCUCCAUGUUGAGUGGAGGGUUAGUUUUCCUUGCUGGUGCCAUUGUUAACGGCGCUGCAAAAAAUGUAGCAAUGCUUAUCAUCGGCCGUCUGUUGCUUGGUGUUGGUGUUGGAUUUGCCAAUCAGUCUGUUCCAAUUUAUCUGUCUGAAAUGGCACCAGCAAAGAUUAGAGGAGCACUUAACAUCGGUUUCCAAAUGGCCAUUACAAUCGGUAUCCUUGCUGCAAAUCUCAUUAACUACGGAACAUCAAAGAUCGAAGACGGAUAUGGCUGGAGAAUUUCUUUGGCUCUGGGUGCUGUCCCCGCUGUAAUGAUUGUUGUUGGAUCUUUUUUCCUUCCAGACACUCCCAAUUCUAUCCUAGAGAGAGGCUACCCCGAGAAAGCGAAGACAAUGUUGCAAAAGAUUCGUGGCACGGACAAUGUUGGAGCAGAAUUCCAAGACCUCGUGGACGCAAGUGAGGCUGCAAAGAAAGUGGAACAUCCAUGGAAAAACAUCUUGCAGCCAAGAUAUAGGCCUCAACUUGUCAUUUGCGCAUUGAUUCCAUUCUUCCAGCAAAUUACUGGAAUCAACGUCAUCAUGUUUUAUGCACCUGUUCUCUUUAAGACCUUGGGUUUCGGAGAUGAUGCUUCACUUAUGUCUGCAGUCAUCACCGGCAUAGUCAAUGUUGUCUGUACAGCUGUUUCCAUCUACUCAGCUGAUAGGUUUGGGAGAAGAAUUUUGUUCCUUGAAGGAGGCAUUCAGAUGAUUAUUUGCCAGAUACUUGUAGGAGUCAUGGUAGCCAUCAACUUUGGAACAAAUGGUGUAGGAGAAAUGUCAGGUAGCACAGCCAACUUUGUACUGUUCUUGAUAUGUGCUUACGUUGCAGCAUUUGCCUGGUCUUGGGGUCCAUUGGGAUGGUUGGUGCCUAGUGAAAUCUGCCCUCUUGAGAUUAGAUCAGCAGGGCAAGCCAUCAAUGUCUCAGUCAACAUGUUCUUCACUUUCCUCAUUGGCCAGUUCUUCCUAACCAUGCUCUGCCACUUCAAGUUUGGUCUCUUCUUUUUCUUUGCUGGCUUCGUUGUUAUCAUGACCAUCUUCAUUUACUUCUUCUUGCCCGAGACAAAGAAUGUCCCAAUUGAAGAAAUGAACACUGUCUGGAAGGCACAUUGGUUCUGGCGCAAGUACAUCCCUGAUGAUGCUGUCAUUGGAGUCGAAACACAUACUGCAUGAAAUCACUAUCAGGAUGAGAACAUUUGUUUUGGACACGUGGGGCUAUGUACAUAUGCUUUUU